GCUCAUUGGUGCAGCCACCCGUCCAGGACAAUAACAUUGUUCUUGCCCGGAUCGGCUGGGCAAUGUGGCUAUAAAAACACAGACGAGACGCCAAAAGGUGCUUAUUAUUAAUUGUGCUCCGGGACAACCACCAGCGGUGCUGGAGCGGAUCCGGUCAGCUAGAGAGACCCCCCUGCAAACUGCUGCCAGGUGAGCGGGCCAACAUGGACUCGGACGCGAGCCUCGUGUCCAGCCGCCCUUCGUCCCCGGAGCCCGAUGAGCUCUUCGUGUCAGCCAGGAGCAAGAGCGGAGGCGGCGGCGGCGGCGGCGGCAGCGGCUUCUCGGGCGGCAGCGGCGGAGGUGCGGUGUCCAGCUCGACGCCCAGCGACUCCCCGGCGGAGCUGAGCGCGGAGCUGCGCAGCGCCAUGAGCGCCGCCGGGGUGGUGAUGGUGGACAAGCUGGCCUUCAAGUCGCCCUCGUCGUCGUCCUCGUCGUCCUCCUCCUCGUCGUCGUCCUCGUCGGCCUCCAAGAAGGACAAGAAGCAGAUGACGGAGCCGGAGCUGCAGCAGCUGCGCCUGAAGAUCAACAGCCGGGAGCGCAAGCGGAUGCACGACCUCAACAUCGCCAUGGACGGCCUGCGGGAGGUGAUGCCCUACGCGCACGGGCCGUCGGUGCGCAAGCUCUCCAAGAUCGCCACGCUGCUGCUGGCGCGCAACUACAUCCUGAUGCUCACCAACUCGCUGGAGGAGAUGAAGCGCCUCCUCAGCGAGAUCUACGGCGGCGGCCACCACGCCGCCGGCUUCCACCCCAGCGCCGCCGCCUGCCCGGGGGGCAUGGUCGGCCACUCCGCCCCCUUGCCCGGCCACCCGGCCUCGCAUGCCGUCCACCACCCCAUCCUGCCCCCCGCCGCCGUCUCCAGCGCCUCCCUGCCGGGCUCGGGCGGCCUCUCCGCCGUCAGCUCUAUCCGGCCCACACACGGCCUCCUCAAGUCCCCUUCCAGCGCCGCCGCCGCUGCCGCUGCUGCCGCUGCCGCCGCCGCCGCCGCUUCGGCCCCGCUGGGCAGCAGCUUCCAGCACUGGGGAGGGAUGCCGUGCCCCUGCAGCAUGUGCCAGCUGCCCGCCCCGUCGCACCACCACGUCUCCGGCAUGAACACGGCCAGCCUGCCCAGAUUAACCAGCGACGCCAAAUGAACGCCGCCGGCCGGGCAGCAGCCCAAGAGGAAGGGAAGGGGGCCGCCUGGGAACACAGCGGAGGACCCCCGUCGAGUCGACCCAGGGAAGGGGGCGCGAGAGGCGACACGAGGGAAGCCCAUCCCUCCAGGACUUACAAAGCUUGGACCCCCGCCCGCAAUCCAUCACACAGACACGCGCACCCCCCCUCCCCAAGAAGGCUCGGGGGUUACCUGUGGUCAACAUUCAAACCAUCGGACGCUAAAGCCGGGCAGAACAGAAAAGCUCCCUCUUCCUUCCCUCCGGAACCCCUCCUUUAAACUUUGGGAAGGGGGGCGCGCUCUCGAAAUCAGUUACUUGACGUUCACUCCGGUUUCAGUUUCUGUUGUGUGUGAUCUCACCGCGCGUCGCUUUUGGUUUGUUUUGUUUGGUUUCGUUUUUACACUUUGAUAGAAGGUGCAAAUAGGUGUAGGCACUCGCCUCCAAACCAGAGGAGCCUCAAACUACCUAACAUUUUUUCAGUUUUCUAUAUAAGAAACCGUACCUUUCUAAGUUUUUCCUUUAAAAAUGAUCCCUCCCAGGUUUUUUCUGGCUGCUCCUACCUGCAGUCAGACCUAAAUGCAGAAACACUUUCAGUCCCUUCCCACGUAUUAGACUGGAACUCAAUUCCAUGGAAAUCAAUAAGGCUUACUUACAAGUAAGUGUAUUUAGGAUGGGGUGCUUGUAGGGAAGAAUACGGCACUGGAAUCGGUGGCUGGCAUUCUGAUUAACUUUACUUAAGGAAGUCCCAUUGAAAUGCCUAAUUUGAUUUCAAUAGGACUUCCUCGAGUAAAUUUAGUCAAGCUGUCAGCCGUGGUCUUAAUUUCGCUCUGAAUUUUAUAGUAGUUGAAAUCACUGAAAUUAAAGCGAUGGGGUCGUGUUUCCAUAAUAUUAUAGAUUUAAGAAUGUGUCGGGAGUAUUGCGGGAAAAUAAAGUCCACGGAUUUCAGAGGAGUUUAUUUCUACCGGAUUCUGAACAUAUUUACUUAAGAGCUUCACCUCACCGGCUUCAACUGACUCCAAAGUAGCAGCUCGAUCCUGAGCACACUAUAUGAACGUGGCCCUGGGAACCAAUGGGUUUCUUUCCUUCUUCCAAGCAAGGGGCACGAUCCCGCCAAAGUUAAGGGGUUUUUAAGUGCCACUCAUCUCCGUGAGCGAAAUGGGCAUCCUUCCGAUCUUAUGCAUGGGGGCAGUCGGUUGGACCGCAGGUUUCAAGGCUGAGACCAAAAGAAUUGAAAAAGUGUGGAAUCCGAGGUCUCUAGGUCUGCAGUGCUAAACUCCAAGCUGAUCAGUUCAGAUCUGCAUGGGGGCGGGGGCGGGGGCGCGGCCCCUAAAAUCAAAGUGAUGCUUUUUUGUGUGUUCUGAGGAGUUUGGGGGUGAGGAUGGAGGCUGUUAAUCCCCUCCUCGGUCUGGUGCAAAAGGAUCUCUUCUGUUUGGAAGGGAUCCUAUUUGCUUGGGCUCGGUGAUCUUCUACAACUUUGAACGGGUUAAGGGCCUUUUCUUUCAUAACACUUUCCUUUCCUGUCAAAACUUAAUACAUCUCCUCCCCCACUCCGCCCCAAGAAAACAACAACCCAUAUAUGAGAUCCCUGCACUGUUUGUGCUGCAAUAUUCAGAUUUCUCCCUCCCUUCGGGGCUUGUUCUGGAUAACUCCUCCCGCCCCCCACUUUAGACUGUCACCUUCAAGAGAUUUUUUUAUCACUUGUUUAUUUUUAUAUAAAAACAUAAAUGAAAAAGUUGCUAAAUAAUAUUUAUUGUUUGGUUGCAAAAAAAAGUGAUUCACGGUUGACAUUUUUAAAUAAACAAACCAACCAACCA
This is a messenger RNA of Hemicordylus capensis (graceful crag lizard), 3004 nucleotides long. RefSeq names its product oligodendrocyte transcription factor 2 (gene OLIG2). Gene Ontology annotation, molecular function: DNA-binding transcription factor activity; protein dimerization activity. The transcript has 2 exons. The record is from RefSeq and is a predicted model, not a curated record. The coding region runs from base 204 to 1169 and encodes 321 amino acids. Gene Ontology annotation, biological process: neuron differentiation; regulation of DNA-templated transcription; oligodendrocyte cell fate specification. NCBI's taxonomy places the organism in Eukaryota, Metazoa, Chordata, Lepidosauria, Squamata, Cordylidae.